Molecule: messenger RNA, 1697 nt
Organism: Anopheles coustani
Lineage: Eukaryota; Metazoa; Arthropoda; Insecta; Diptera; Culicidae
Gene: Shmt
Product: serine hydroxymethyltransferase
Exons: 3
Coding region: 16-1656 (546 amino acids)
Biological process (GO): L-serine catabolic process; purine nucleobase biosynthetic process; folic acid metabolic process
Cellular component (GO): cytosol; nucleus; cytoplasm
Molecular function (GO): zinc ion binding; pyridoxal phosphate binding; mRNA regulatory element binding translation repressor activity
Source: RefSeq, a predicted model, not a curated record
UUCUCACUCUACGCAAUGGCUUGCCUGAACAUCCAGAAAGCGAUUGCAGCAGUUGUCCCGAGAGGGUAUGUCUCUUUCGCUCCCGCGUUGGCAGCCCGUACAACAAUACGAAGGCGGGAAUCUUCUCCAAUGUUUCAUUGCUCUCCGGUGGCAUAUAGUAGAAGUGGCUACGGAUUUGCUGAAGUUGUCAUUGCUCCAGUACUGAAAAUUCAACAUCGUUUCGCUUCUUCGGUAACACAUUCAGUUUCCAAGAUGUCCGGUAAUGCAAAAAUGCUGCAAGAGAACUUGUGGGAUCAAGAUCCCGAGCUAAUGGAUUUGAUACGUAAGGAAAAGAAACGUCAAACGCGUGGUCUCGAGAUGAUUGCCAGUGAAAAUUUUACAUCACUUUCCGUGCUGCAGUGUCUAAGUUCUUGCCUGCACAACAAAUAUUCCGAAGGACUUCCAGGACAAAGAUACUACGGAGGGAAUGAAUUUAUCGAUGAAAUCGAGCUAUUGGCUCAAAAACGUGCGCUUGAGGCCUAUCGUCUUGACCCGGAACAAUGGGGAUGUAAUGUUCAACCUUAUUCCGGCUCCCCGGCGAACUUUGCAGUUUACACUGCUCUAAUCGAACCACAUGGCCGUAUCAUGGGAUUGGACCUUCCAGAUGGUGGUCAUUUGACACACGGCUUCAUGACGCAGACGAAAAAAAUAUCUGCUACUUCGAUUUUUUUCGAGAGCAUGCCGUACAAAGUCGAUCCCGUGACUGGUUUGAUUGACUACGACAAGAUGGAGGAAACGGCUAAACUGUUCAAGCCGAAGGUUAUCAUCGCCGGUAUAUCUUGUUAUUCGCGUUGUUUAGACUACAAGCGAUUCCGGGCCAUAGCUGAUCAGAAUGGAGCAUAUUUGUUCGCUGAUAUGGCGCAUAUAUCGGGACUUGUCGCUGCCGGCGUGAUACCCUCGCCGUUUGAAUACGCGGACGUAGUCAGUACUACGACGCAUAAGACACUUCGUGGUCCACGAGCCGGUAUCAUCUUUUUCCGUAAAGGCAUACGUACCGUAAAGCCAAACGGUGAUAAAGUGAUGUACGAUCUAGAAUCACGUGUCAAUCAGGCUGUCUUUCCCGGAUUGCAGGGUGGUCCACACAACCACGCGAUAGCUGGAAUUGCUACAUGCAUGUUGCAGGCAAAAUCACCUGAAUUCCGUGCAUAUCAAGAACAAGUGAUAAAGAAUGCGCGUGCUUUGUGCGCAGGGCUACUUGAAAAGGGAUACUCUGUUGCUACUGGUGGGACUGACGUGCACUUGGUUUUAGUGGAUCUAAGACCCGUUGGUAUAACAGGUGCUCGUGCUGAAUACAUUCUAGAGGAAAUUUCAAUAGCGUGCAACAAAAAUACUGUCCCUGGCGACAAAUCAGCUCUUAAUCCGUCAGGCAUACGUCUCGGUACACCAGCCCUUACCACUCGUGGCUUAUUGGAGAAGGAUAUGCAGCAGGUCGUGAAUUUUAUCGAUCGAGGAUUGCAGCUGUCGAAAGAGAUCACCACCGUUUCAGGUCCAAAGUUGGCCGACUUUAAGCGCGUCAUCCACGAGGAUGCAGGUAUCAAUGUUAAGGUGCAAACCCUUCGUAAGGAAGUUGAGCAAUAUAGUGAACAGUUCCCUCUUCCAGGAUAUGAUGAAUUUUAAAGGACGAAUAAAUGAUACUUGAGCAUAUGCAACCAAAUCCA